Molecule: messenger RNA, 1152 nt
Organism: Betta splendens (Siamese fighting fish)
Lineage: Eukaryota; Metazoa; Chordata; Actinopteri; Anabantiformes; Osphronemidae
Product: stonustoxin subunit alpha-like
Exons: 5
Coding region: 133-1152 (339 amino acids)
Molecular function (GO): protein binding
Source: RefSeq, a predicted model, not a curated record
UCCGGAAGUCUUUCCACAGAUAAACUGUCUCCUGCCCAGUGGUCAGCUCUGGUUUUCAUCUUAUUGUCUUCAGCAAAUGAUCUUGAAGUAUUUGAGCUGAAUAAAUUCUCUGCUUCAGAGGAGGCUCUUCUGAUGUUGCUGCCUGUGGUCAAAGCUUCCAACACAGCUCUACUGAGUGUGUGUGACCUGUCAGAGAGAAGCUGUGAAGCUCUGUCCUCAGUUCUCAGCUCUCAGUCCUCUAGUCUGAGAGAACUGGACCUGAGUAACAACAACCUGCAGAAUUCAGGAGUGAAUGUUCUGUGCGCUGGACUGAAGAGUCCUCACUGUCGACUAGAGACUCUCAGGCUGUCAGGCUGUCUGCUCUCAGAGGAAGCUUGUGUCUCUCUGGCCUCAGCUCUGAGCUCCAACCCCUCCCAUCUGAGAGAGCUGGACCUGAGCUACAAUGAUCCAGGAGACUCAGGAGUGGAGCUGCUGUCUGCUGGAGUCAAGGAUCCACACUGGAGACUGGACACUCUCAGGGUGGAGCCUGGUGGAGUCCGAUGGUUGAGACUAGGUCUGAGCAAGUAUUUCUGUCAACUCACCAUCGACACAAACACAGUGAACAGGAAACUACAACUGUCUGACAGCAACGGGAAGGUGACACGUGUGUGGGAGGAUCAGUCAUAUCCUGAUCAUCCAGACAGAUUUGACUGGUGCCCUCAGCUGCUGUGUAGUACUGGUCUGACUGGUCGCUGUUACUGGGAGGUUGAGUGGAGAGGAUGGGUUCAUUUAUCAGUGAGUUACAGAGGAAUCAGAAGGAAAGGACGCAGUGAUGACUGUGUGUUUGGACACAACAAUCAGUCCUGGAGUCUGAGCUGCUCUAAUUAUGGUUACUGCGUCAAUCACAAUAACAUAGUAACAUCCAUCUCCUCCUCUGUGUCUGACAGAGUAUCAGUGUAUGUGGACUGUCCUGCUGGUUCUCUGUCCUUCUACAGAGUCUCCUCUGACAAACUGAUCCACCUUCACACCUUCAACACCACAUUCACUGAACCUCUUUAUCCUGGGUUUGGGUUCCAUUCUCCUGGGUUCCAUUCUCCUGGGUUUGGGUUCCAUUCUCUUGGUUCAUUGUUCCAUUCUCCUGGUUCAGUGUCUCUGUGUGAUGUGUCAUGGUGA